AUGCGCACCAUGUACCGUGAGCUCACCAUGAGGCUCGUCGUCCACAAUACGCCACUCACUGCACGCCAAACGCACUUCCACCCACGAAAGACGGGAUGGCGAAUGGAAGACACGGAACGCGAGAGGGCGCGCAAUGGGGGUCUGCGUGCUUCUCAGCCCCGUUUCCCAACCCCAGGAGCCACCGUCAUGGCCUGGCCAGGGUUGCCGGGCGAUCUAAGACGGCUGCACGGCUCCCCCCACUCUCUCUGUCUGGCGACUUGCGACUUUUGA
Molecule: messenger RNA, 270 nt
Organism: Gaeumannomyces tritici R3-111a-1
Lineage: Eukaryota; Fungi; Ascomycota; Sordariomycetes; Magnaporthales; Magnaporthaceae
Exons: 2
Coding region: 1-270 (89 amino acids)
Source: RefSeq, a predicted model, not a curated record